Lactuca virosa is the source of this 1272-nucleotide messenger RNA. The record is from the annotation of a GenBank genome assembly. NCBI's taxonomy places the organism in Eukaryota, Viridiplantae, Streptophyta, Magnoliopsida, Asterales, Asteraceae.
AUGAGGGCUGAUGGUGAAAGCUAUAGGAAUGCAACAACAAACAGUAAUGAGGCUAUGGUGUCCUUGUUGGUGGUGGUUCAUUUCCACUGGUCCAAAAUUGGCACAGGAGAUGACUAUGCUCCUCUUGCAAUGAUAAAUACUACUAACAACACCUGGGGUGGUGAAGGAGAUGGAGAGGCUCUUCCUAGGGAGGAUGGUACAAUAACUGGGAGUGAACUAAAGGGCUUUAUGGUACAUUCUGCGAGAUAUAUUUGGAAUGUCCAGUUGGCAUCUUUAAAGACGUGGAAGAAACUAACGACCAUGUGAAGAUUGAUGGGACACAUGAAAGUGAAACUGAGGAUGUAGUGGGAAUCACUGAAGAAAUAGUUUUGGAUGUGGCAUCAGAUAUGACUUAUUUGCCCCUUACUCAUCAACCACUUGAUAAGGAUGAUGAUAAUACUAGCAUCAGAGUGACUGAGCCUAUAAGGUAAAGCAUGCAUCAAAAAAGAAACUUACAAGGGCAACAAUACGUAAGCAAACAUUGAGCGGUUUCAAAAAUACGUGUCUAAUGAAGCAUCCAAAGGUUCAAUGAAACCUAUAACAAGUGGAAAGAAAGGUUUAGUAAAGAAAACAAGUCACCAAAACCUUCUACUCCUUUACCUUGUUCAGGGUUAAAGAUCUGAAAAAGAAGUCAAAGCUCAGUCUUCAUUAUUAAAGAAUUCUCUUUCCUACUGUUAAUAGAUUGUUGGAUAGCCGAAUAUUUUCCUAGUUUACACGAGAUGCUUCAAUCACAAGUCCAGCACCACCAACUCCAAGAAUCAUAGCCAAUUUCUUAAUUUUCAAUUUGAAAUUGAUCUACUGGAGUUUGUUGCUGCUGUUGAAUCCAUUUGAAAUUUGAAAUUGCUUAUAUUUCUUGAGAUCUUACUCAAUUAUCUUCUUUGAGGGUGUCAUCUAUCCUUACCUGCUUCAUGUUUAUUGAAUGCAGGACCAUCAUUCAGAUUCAUGUGAGGAAGCUAAUAAGCAAUAUUACUUAAAGCAAAGGGCAUAGGCUGAGGCUGAGGUUGAAAAAGCUUAUUCAAGCCCCCACUACCGAAUGGAAUGUGGCUAUUACGGAGGAAAUGUGAUUCCUUCAUUUUUGUUAAUUUUCAAUCCUUAUUUCAUUCCAUCAUGGAAUGGAAUGAAAAAUUGCAAUAUAACCCAUUUUUAACUAUGUAAUUUUUAGUGAUUUAGAUCUUUGUAAAAGAAAUUUCCUUCUUUUAGCUUCUCUUUUAUAAUUAGAAAACAGUUUAUAUA